UCUCUCCUUGGGUUAAAAUGACAUAAGGGAGGGAGAGGAAGGGAGAGGCAGAAAGAAAUUUCGAAUUUGAAGCCAAAAAGAAGAGAUUGAAAAUUAACUUACCGCUGGUUCUCUAGCAGGUUUGCAAAAACAAAAACGCCAGAUCUUUUAAGUUCUCACUGUAAAUCCUUAAUCUUGAAAGCCAUCUUUAUAACCCUACCCUUGGUUCGACAUCAGGGUGGAAAAACUGCGACACACGCACCAGGCACUAAGCGUGGCGGAGGAAGAUGCCAAGACGCAGGAAGCCUCACCCAGGAGCCGACAAGCCGACUCCUCAGCGGCAGGGAGAGCUGAACACAAGCACUUCCGGCGGAGCUUGACUGCCGUGCGCAUGCGCUUCCAGGUAGCACGUGGUUACAGGCACAGCUUAUCUGCCGGCCUCGAGCGAGGUAACGUGCGAUACUCCGCAGGAAUUGCUGUACUACAGCGCGAUGGCGUCUCGCUAUGACCGGGCGAUCACAGUCUUCUCCCCUGAUGGACACCUGUUCCAAGUGGAAUAUGCCCAGGAAGCCGUGAAGAAAGGGUCCACAGCGGUUGCAAUUCGAGGUACUGAUAUAGUUGUGCUCGGGGUUGAAAAAAAAUCCGUUGCCAAGCUUCAAGAUGAAAGAACUGUGAGAAAAAUUUGUGCCCUUGAUGACCAUGUCUGCAUGGCUUUUGCAGGACUGACUGCUGAUGCAAGAGUAGUAAUAAAUAGGGCCCGUGUGGAGUGCCAGAGUCAUAAGCUUACUGUUGAGGACCCAGUCACUGUAGAAUAUAUAACUCGCUUCAUAGCAACCUUAAAGCAGAAAUAUACUCAGAGCAAUGGACGAAGACCUUUUGGUAUUUCUGCCUUAAUUGUAGGUUUUGAUGAUGAUGGUAUCCCAAGAUUAUAUCAGACUGAUCCCUCUGGUACUUACCAUGCUUGGAAGGCAAAUGCAAUAGGUCGAAGUGCUAAAACUGUCCGAGAAUUUCUAGAAAAGAAUUACACAGAAGAUGCUAUAGCCAACGACAAUGAAGCUAUCAAAUUAGCAAUAAGAGCAUUGCUGGAAGUUGUCCAGUCUGGUGGAAAAAACAUCGAACUUGCUAUAAUAAGAAGAAACCAACCUUUGAAAAUGUUUAGUGCCAAAGAAAUUGAAUUACAAGUAAAUGAAAUAGAAAAGGAAAAGGAAGAAGCAGAGAAGAAAAAAUCAAAGAAGACUGCCUAAUUCUUAGGAUAAACAAUGAGAGCUUUUUAAUGUUUUGUUGCACUCCUUAGAAUUAUUUAGUGAAAUUUUAAAGGAAGUAAGUUAAUUGCAGCAUUACAUUGAGUAGUUCCAUAUAGAGAAUGCCAAAUUUGUGGCUAUCUUCAGUCAAUGUGAAUGGGCAAACAUACAUUAAUAUGAAGAUUUUCUUUGAAAGGAGAGUUUAGUAAUUGUUGAAAGCAUCCAUGAUUUUACAUAAGCCUGAGACUAUUCUUUAUAAUUUGCUCAGUAUGUUACUUUUUUCAUAUAUACACAUUUAAUAAAAAAUUUUAGUUAAUAAUUUGGUGCCAUUUGAGCAUUGAGUGUCAAGUAGAGAUAGCUAUUCCAAAAUAAACUGCAUGUAAUAUUGAGUUGGA
Messenger RNA from Sus scrofa (pig), 1615 nucleotides. RefSeq names its product proteasome 20S subunit alpha 8 (gene PSMA8). Gene Ontology annotation, biological process: ubiquitin-dependent protein catabolic process. Lineage: Eukaryota; Metazoa; Chordata; Mammalia; Artiodactyla; Suidae. The record is from RefSeq and is a predicted model, not a curated record. Gene Ontology annotation, cellular component: proteasome core complex, alpha-subunit complex; proteasome core complex.